UUUCACGCGAGAUUGACUCGUUUUUGUGCGCACUCGUUAGAAUUUUUCAUUUGAAAACAAAAAUUAUUGAAAACAUUAAAUGAUUGUUUUUAAAUUUUAAACGAUCUAAAAUAAAAACCAACAUUAGAAAACAUACGAAUAAACGCAAUAAGAGGUUAAAAGCGACGGAAUUUUGAAGUGAUUUAGAAAAUAAAAAAAUUAAUUUAAAAAUAUUUUGUAACCGAAAACCUGUGGAUAUUUUGGUUACAAAACGAAUAUAAAUUCAUCCGUUUAAUAUAUAUAAAAUAAAAUAUGUGCCAAUUUAAUUAAUAAAAACAUGUAUUUUAAUUAGCUAUAAUCAAACAUAAAUCAAACAACAGUGAAAACAAAAUAAUCAAAAUUUUUGAACAACCAAAAAAAAGUGAUAAGAAUUGAUAAAAAUUAUAAAAAAAAUUAAAUAAGCAAUAUCAAAUUUUGGAAUUACUUUAAACAAAAAGUGUUUUCGUGUAUACUGUGAUCAAGAAAAAAAGGAAAAAUAAUAACCAGUAACCGGUUAUUAAACGAAAUAUCCGGUAUAGUAACGCAAAAAUGAUGGACAUUAGCAGCAUGUACGGUAAUCAUCAUCCUCAUCACUCUAAUACUUAUCACACUGGAGCCUCUGGUGUGCCAGACAUGACCACUGUUGCUGCUGCCAAUGCGUAUCCCAAUGCAUAUUUUCCAAACUCAUCGGUCAUGACACAUGGGGCUUUACAUCAUCAACAAAAUCAUCUAAAUAGUGGAUAUACCGCUUAUGAUGGAUCAUCGCCAAACUACUAUCAACAACAGCAACAACAGCCCCAACAACUAACACCACCUCCCAGUCAACCAUCGGUCCAGGGACAGCCGUUAUACUCCCAUUCUCAUUCACAUUUGUUUAGUCCUACCGCAGCCGAAUAUGGAAUUACCACUUCCAAUACCUUGGCCGCAGCUACACCUUCACAUCCCUCCAAUACCAGUCACUCGCCCAGCGAAGCAGUUUACUAUGAAAGUGACACAGUACAUGCUUAUUAUGCUACUGCUGCUGUAGCCACAGUCCCACCAGCCACUAAUAGUUCUCCCGUUAAUGCGGCCAAUGCUGCUCAAAGUGUUCCUAUGGAUCCAGCCAUAAUUAGUUCGGAAAAUGGUUUAAGCUACACCAACCUAGAUUGUUUGUACAAUCAAAACUCUCCUCAUCAUCAACAUUCCAAUCCAAGCAACUACCUGCCAGCUGAAGAAAAAUACGCUUCAGUUUUACAUUCACAAUACAACAUGGAUGACACACUAAUGCAUUUGACUGCCAGUGCAAAUAAUACACAAAAUCAACAGCACUCUCCGCAAUUAUGGCCUCAUCAACAUCAUAUGAACGCUACAUAUGCCAACACAUUGGACUCCAGCAGUUUACCAAUGGAUUCAUAUAAUAUGAAUCCCCACUUACACCCUCACAAUAUGCCCCAACAUUUACCAGCCCACAGUCAAGGAAAUCCACCUAUGGUUGGCCCACAGCAGUCAUUGCCACAACAUCAUUCACCACCUAACAUGACGUGUGUCAAUCAAAAUUCACGAUCACAAAAUGUAGUAUCACCUGGUGGCACAACCACCACUUCCACGCCAUCUACAUCAUCAGUGACCAGUACGUCGGGCUCAAAUGGUGGUGGUUCCAAUAAUAAUAAUAACACGCAAACCAAAUCUCCAAGUCAUGGCAAUAACUUGCCCACAUACAAAUGGAUGCAAUUAAAAAGAAAUGUACCAAAACCACAAGCACCAAAACUACCUGCCACUUUGCAUGAUUAUCAUCAUCUGAAUGGUCAAGCCACAUUGGAUGCAAUGUGUCGCAAUGCUUCAACAGCUGGCGGCGUAUUGGCGGCCCAUCAAAUGGGUGGACAAGGUACCCCAACAGUUUUACUUUCGGGCAGUCAUAGUCCCAGCAGUAUGGUACAAAUGUCUUGCGGUUUAGCGGCUACCAAUAAUUCUGGACGUACUAAUUUUACCAAUAAACAAUUAACCGAAUUGGAAAAGGAAUUUCAUUUCAAUCGCUAUUUGACACGAGCCAGACGCAUAGAAAUUGCCAAUACUUUGCAACUGAAUGAAACGCAGGUUAAAAUUUGGUUUCAAAAUCGUCGCAUGAAACAAAAGAAACGCGUUAAAGAGGGUCUUAUACCAGCCGAUAUUUUAACUCAGCACACUGUUUCCACCACAACAACCAACUCACCUCCUGCUAUUAACUCCACCACUUCACCAGCUGCCAACCAGCAAAAUAAUGUCAAAAAUCUGGCUACUUCUAAAUGUACAAACACCAACAGCAAUAGUAAUAAUGUUAAUAACAGCAGCUGUAAGUCAACAUCAACCCCUACAUUAACUGAAUGUCAGUUGGCAAUGCAGCACAACAGUGAUAACAGUCGAGAGUCAAUGUAAAAAGUACACAAUAAAUUAUAUCAAAGGGCUGCAAAUAUUCUUCGACAAGGAAUUUAUAUAUGAGAUUAUUUUGAUGCAUAAAUAAAUGGAUGUCAACGAAGGUCUAGUACUUUAUACAUAUACCAUCAAAUUAAUGUGUACUGAUUUUGUAUUCUUAAAAAAAAUUUUCUAUGUAAAGAUUGUUACGUCAAAAGAAAAGUUUUAUAAAAUACUCUUCAUUAAUCUGAAAUCUUUCCAAUUGAAAGACAUGAGUUUAAUGAGAAAUCUAAAAACAUAUUAUCCGUAUGAUUUUGAAUGGUAUGCUUCAAAUCGUACUUCCUUACGGUUAGAAAAACAUUGUCGUUUCUAGGCAGAUUGCAAAACCAAUCGGUGCAGACGGUACACAUUUCAAUAUCUCAUAUUUUGGUGGUAGUUGUAUAAGAUCGAAAUUUCAAGAAAUGUUUCAAUCCGAAAUUUUUUGUAGUUCUGUAUAAUAAAACAAAUUAAAUAGUAAGUUAUCUCUCUAAAUUGCCAAAUGACAAAUGAAAUUAAAUUUUAACAAAAUACAACAAUUUGCUCAUUUGGCUGUGAUAAAAAAUUAACAAACUACAUUUUAAUAAAAAAUCUUAAAUCAAAAAACAAACUUAAUAUCAAAUCAAUCAAUAUGUACAUAAAUU
Lucilia cuprina (Australian sheep blowfly) is the source of this 3065-nucleotide messenger RNA. Its product is annotated as homeotic protein labial-like. Bases 568 to 2409 code for a protein of 613 amino acids. The record is from RefSeq and is a predicted model, not a curated record. Gene Ontology annotation, molecular function: DNA-binding transcription factor activity, RNA polymerase II-specific; RNA polymerase II cis-regulatory region sequence-specific DNA binding. The transcript is spliced from 3 exons. NCBI's taxonomy places the organism in Eukaryota, Metazoa, Arthropoda, Insecta, Diptera, Calliphoridae. Gene Ontology annotation, cellular component: nucleus. Gene Ontology annotation, biological process: regulation of transcription by RNA polymerase II.